Molecule: messenger RNA, 798 nt
Organism: Temnothorax curvispinosus
Lineage: Eukaryota; Metazoa; Arthropoda; Insecta; Hymenoptera; Formicidae
Gene: Trs31
Product: trafficking protein particle complex subunit 5
Exons: 3
Coding region: 115-690 (191 amino acids)
Biological process (GO): endoplasmic reticulum to Golgi vesicle-mediated transport
Cellular component (GO): TRAPPIII protein complex; TRAPPII protein complex; TRAPPI protein complex
Source: RefSeq, a predicted model, not a curated record
UCGCGAAGAAAAUGUCAAUACAAGUGUGCGCGAAAACAUUUUGACAGCAUGAUAUUUUAACAAUUCUCAGCGACAUAUUUGUGAAAAUUACGUGAUAUAUUUAAUUAUAUUAAGAUGUCGAGCAUCACGAUAUCGGCCAUAAGACCACGGACCAGUAUCCUUGACAAAUCCUUGAGCAAGGGUAAGGGAGAGGUUAGCUUAAGCUGCUUUGCCCUCCUGUUCUCCGAAUUGGUGCAAUAUUGUCAAAACAGAGUCUACACCGUUCCGGAGCUGCAGAAUAAAUUGGCAGAGAUCGGAGCAGAGGUUGGGCACAGGAUAACGGAUCUGCUCGUGGUACGGGAAAAGGGUGGCAAACGCGAGAUAAAGCUGCUUAACGUGCUGCUGUUUGUCAAAAGUACGGUGUGGAAGUCCCUGUUCGGUCGAGAGGCCGAUAAGCUGGAGCACGCCAACGACGACGAACGUACUUAUUACAUCAUCGAGAAGGAGUCCCUGGUGAACAAAUUCGUGUCGGUGCCCAAAGAUAAGGGAAGCUUGAACUGCGCGUCCUUCGUCGCCGGUAUCGUGGAGGCUGUACUUUGCGAUCACGGCUUUCCCGCUAAGGUAACCGCGCACUGGCACAAAGGAACCACGUACAUGGUGAAAUUCGAUGACGCCGUUAUCGCCCGCGACAAGCAACUGGAGGAUCGGUAAUAGAAAGAAAAUAAAAACGUUACUGUAAACUAUCUCUAUAAAGUGAAAAUAUGUAAUACCUGUACGCGAAGUUUAUGAAUUAUUGUGAUAAAUCCACGAAAUCUUUAA